AGAGAGAGAGAGAGAGAGAGAGGCGGAUGUUACCGGCGAACACGCACGGAAGAAGAAGAAGAAGAAAAGGAGAAAAAGAAGCUCCUGUCUCUGUCGUUAUUUUCACCCCGAACUCGCCACGGAUGUGACUUUUUGAGCGGCAGGGCGAGAGGGAAGCACCGCCGCCGCCGCCGUGUGUGUGUGAAGGGGGGCUUCCUUUCUUUCUUUCGCGUGGUUCAUUGUUGUAAGCUGCCAUUGUGGAUCCCCCCCGGUUCGGAUUGGAUGUCUGACCGCCAGACGGAAAAGGCAGCGAACACGUUCUCCUAAGUGUAGUUUUUUUUUUUUUUUUUUUUUAAUACAACGUGAGAGGUGGGGGGUGGGGGGGAAGCUCAGUGAAACAACAGACAGGGUGGGUCCACACCCGGGCGAGGAUUACCUCUUGGCCGCUUUUAUGUCAACAGGCUUUUUUAGGACAAAAGUUGAGACAACAUCCAUCGUUGUUGUACCGUUGACGAAAGGGCGGAGGAUAAGCCCCACAUGAGCACAGGUUGUCCGGCAGGGACACGGCGACAGGCACCGCGAUGGCCAACGACUCAAUACAAAGUGAUCCAGGCGAGCUGUCGGUACUAGAGCAACUGGGUCUGGACCAGAACUCGGACUUCUCUGACUCGAGUGUGCAGCAGCUCCUGGAUGAGCAGCGUGAGAUGAUUCGCCGAGAGAUCCGUAAGGAGUUGAAGAUUAAAGAGGGAGCCGAGAACCUGCGCAGAGCCACCACGGACAAGAGGAACGCUCAGCAGGUAGACAGCCAGCUCCGGAGCUCCAAUCGCAGGCUAGAUAACCUUCACGCUCAGCUCCAAGAACUGGAUGCUCACAUUGUGGUGAAGGGAGGAGAUGAGUAUAAAGAUGAGUGUCCUCAGUCUCCCGGGACGGAGAGCAGAACGUCAGCCCACAAGGAGCGCAUCGCCGCCCUGGAGAGGCAGCUCAAGAUUGAGCUCAAAGUCAAGCAAGGAGUUGAGAACAUGAUCCCCAUCUACGCCAAUGGAUCCACCAAGGAUAAGAAGAUGCUGCAGACGGCCCAGCAGAUGCUGCAGGACAGUAAAACCAAAAUAGACAUCAUCCGCAUGCAAAUCCGCAAAGCCGUGCAGGCCACCGAGCACGACGGCGACACACAGGGUAACCACGACAUGUGUGGGGUGGAGCUGCGCAUCGAGGAGCUGAGGCAUCACUACAGGGUGGAACAUGCUGUUGCUGAGGGGGCCAAAAACGUGCUUAGGCUCUUGGGGGCCAGCAAGGUUCAGGACAAGAAAGCCCUUUCCGAGGCACAGUCUCGACUGAGCGAGGCCUCUCAACGCUUGGACCUGCUGAGGGAUUCUCUGGACCACCGUCUGGCCGAGCUACCCGAGGACCACCCCAAGGCCAACAUCAUCAAAGAAGAGAUGGUGCUCUCUUCCUCACCGGCCUUUAGCGCUCGCCACGGCGCCCCCUACGUAUACAACCAGUACAGCACCCUCAACAAGCCCUCACCUCUCACUGGUACCUUGCAGGUCCAGCUGCUGGGCUGCGUGGGAUUGUUGGAGGUGGUGCCAGGGCGCAAUAAGGGGACUGCCGUCAUGUUGCCCUGUUACAGCCCCGGAGAUACGCGGUACUUCAUGAGGGGCAACAAGGGACUCUACAGUCGCAGUGGUUCGGUCAGCGGGAAGACACCGAGUAAGACAGAGGAGGUCUCGUCCGAGGUGAGCGCUGUGCUCAAGCUUGACAAUACAGUGGUGGGCCAGACAGCUUGGAAGACUGUAGGGGAGCAGGCCUGGGACCAGACCUUUACUGUGGAGCUGGAAAGGUCAAGGGAGAUGGAGAUCGCCGUGUACUGGAAGGACUACCGCUCACUGUGCGCUGUAAAGUACCUGAAGCUGGAAGAGUUCCUGGACAACCAGAAGCACACAGUUCAGCUGGAGCUGGAACCUCAGGGCCUGCUGCUGGCUGAGGUGACAUUCUUCAACCCAGUUAUUGAGAGAGUCCCUCGCUUACAAAGGCAAAAGAAGGUCUUCUCCAAGCAGCAAGGCAAGGCGUUCCUUCGAGCUCGCCAAAUGAACGUCGACAUCGGGACGUGGGUGAGGCUUCUGCGAAACGCCAUUCCCACCGUUAACAACUCUGGGACCUACAGUCCCAGCGCGCACAGCCUGACACUCAAUUCGGGGGAGAUCUCCGUGGAGAAGCUAAGUCUGGAUAGCGACUCGCCGAUAAGGGGCGAUUACAAGCAAGAUGCGGACAUGCACACACCGGACCGACCGCCAAUCAUCGAGCCCUUUGCCCCCUCAGACCUCACCCCCGAGUGCCCUGUCCGAACCCCAUCUGUCAGCAGUAAGCAGAGGAAAGGCCCUCUGUCUCUCCAAGACUUCAGGCUGAUAGCUGUGUUGGGACGAGGCCAUUUUGGGAAGGUGUUGUUGUCCGAGUACAAGAAGACGGGCACCAUGUUCGCCAUCAAAGCUCUGAAGAAAGGCGAUAUUAUAGCGCGUGAUGAGGUUGAAAGUCUGAUGUGUGAGAAGCGCAUCUUCGAGACGGUCAACAUGUCACACCACCCCUUCCUGGUCAACCUGUUUGCAUGCUUCCAGACGCCGGAGCACGUGUGUUUUGUCAUGGAGUACACGGCGGGAGGUGACCUGAUGAUGCACAUCCAUACCGACGUCUUCACCGAGCCGCGAGCCGUGUUUUAUGCUGCCUGUGUGGUUCUCGGACUUCAGUUCCUGCAUGACCAUAAGAUUGUGUACAGAGAUUUGAAACUGGACAACCUGCUGCUGGACACAGACGGCUAUGUGAAGAUCGCUGACUUUGGCCUGUGUAAAGAAGGCAUGGGUUACGGUGACCGCACCAGCACGUUCUGUGGGACGCCAGAGUUUUUGGCCCCAGAGGUCCUGACGGAUACAUCCUACACCAGGGCAGUGGAUUGGUGGGGGCUGGGGGUCCUCAUCUAUGAGAUGUUGGUGGGAGAGUCACCAUUCCCAGGGGAUGACGAAGAGGAGGUCUUCGACAGCAUCGUAAACGAUGAAGUGCGCUACCCCCGCUUCCUCUCGACAGAAGCCAUCGGUAUCAUGAGACGGCUGCUCAGGAGGAACCCAGAGAGGCGACUGGGCUCCGGCGAGAAGGAUGCAGAGGAAGUGAAGAAGCAGCCAUUCUUCAGGAAUAUCGACUGGGAGGCGCUGCUGCAGAGGAACGUGCCUCCUCCCUUUGUCCCCUCCAUCGGCGACAAGGAAGACGUUAGCAACUUCGACGAGGAGUUCACCACGGAACCGCCGGCCCUGACACCUCCGCGAGAGCCCCGCGUUCUCACACGCAAGGACCAGGACAGCUUCCUGGACUUUGACUACGUUUCGGACGUCUGCUAGUGGCGCGGGAAUGUCGUUUUGUGACGUGCUCUCACCUCUGCCCGUAUGAUUGUUUCAUUAGAACACUGUGAAUGAAUGUGGAUGACACUGAAGUUAAGUUUUUCACGUCUGUGGGCUUUUAUAGGCGCAGGCUGAAGGAAACUGGGUAAAUUAUUGGCUGGACAAAAUACUGCCUCUCAUUACCGAUGCCUUACAUUUGUACUCGUAUCAGACACACGGACCAGUAAAGCUUUUAUGUUGUCAAAUCUUUGUAUAGAGUCGCAGGAAGAGUCACGAGAUGAUCAGCACACAUACAAUUCACUGUUCUUUUUUUAAAAAGAAUCAAGAAAAAAAAUGACCUACUGUCAAAAGAGUGAACACACUGAGGAAGAAUCCUCGCAUUCAGAUGUGACAGGAAGUUGACCACAGGGUAAAUGACCACUGUCUUGACGUAACGCAGUCGACGUCUUCUUAUUUAUGCUGUACGGAUUUUCACGUGACCGCUUUACAGCAGCAAAUGGACUUGACAGCUGCAAUAUUGCGAAUACCCUACACACACUUUUGUUUUUCAAUUGGAUUCCAUUGGGGUAUAAUGAUUGCAAUAAAAUGGUAAGUGCAGUAAGCACACGCCACAAAUAUCAGCGUAACAUCUGGUUGUCAUUGAAAAGUAUACAGUGGUGCCUUGAGUGACUCGACUUUGUUUUUCGAGAUACGAGCAGUCGUCCGACCGAUUUUUAGCUUUGGCUUACGAGUGAAUACUUGAGAUACGAGCGCUAUAUGGUGGCAGUAAACUCCACACAACGCACGUCACAAUAAGCAGCAGUAUGCCAAAUAGUGAACAAUUAAUAAAAAAAAAAUAAAAAAAAACUGGCUUCAAGGUGUUUAAUGCCACUCCCCAAUUAAGGUUUACUGUCAAAGUAAACGAACAAAGAAGUACAACUUAUGUAUUUAAAAGUCAAACAACUGCCAAAAGAAAGGCCUUGUUACCUCAAUGAUUAGCAUCUACGUUUCGGUACUUUAACCGUUUAAGCAACGGGUUGAACAGCAACAGUUCAGCAACAACAUCUAGACAGACAAUAUAACUGCACUCGCAAUCAUAUACAGUGAACCCCCGCUGUUCGCGGGGUAUAGGGACUGAGCUGGACCACGAAUAACAAAAAUCUGCGUAAAAUUGAUGCCCAAUAAAUUGCAUUGGGGGAAAAAAAGUUUUUUUGUUUUUUUUUAAGCCCAAAAAAUUAUUUAAUAAACCGCCAAUAAGCAUUGUCGAGAGAAAAAGAAAAAGGAAAAUAGUUUUUAAAAAAAAAAUCCGCAAAUAGGUGAAUCUGCGAGUGCUGAACCGCAAGUAUGCGCCGGUCCACUAUAUUCUUUAUCCUCUGCAUAGAACAACUAAUGGUGCCGUGCUGAUGAGCUCAGAGAGUUGAGAUGAAGAGAUCCCCUGUUGCAAUAUAAUUGGCUGCUGCAAAGAGGCAAGGACUGCUUGGCGCUCAAGUGGGAUUCAUAACAAUGCCUCAAUGAACAGUAUAUCCACCUGUCUGUCCGUCUUUGUUGGCACACCAGAAGGAGUAACAUUUAAUUGAUGCAGUGUGACAAAAACAGUUUAUUUUUUAUUCUAGGAGCAACAUUUAAUUGAUUCAGUGUGACAAAAACUGUGUAUUUUUUAUUCUAUUUUAUUCUAUUGUGUCAAUACUGUGUUUUCAUAAAUUACAAUAAUAUGUAGUGCUAUUUGUAUUUCAGCAAAAUACACACAUUUUUUGUUGUUUUUUGGUGGAAGGUGCAGGAACGGAAUGGAACAUUAAACUUGUAUGUCAUGGCA
Molecule: messenger RNA, 5151 nt
Organism: Phyllopteryx taeniolatus (common seadragon)
Lineage: Eukaryota; Metazoa; Chordata; Actinopteri; Syngnathiformes; Syngnathidae
Gene: pkn1a
Product: protein kinase N1a
Exons: 23
Coding region: 561-3359 (932 amino acids)
Biological process (GO): signal transduction; protein phosphorylation
Molecular function (GO): protein serine/threonine kinase activity; ATP binding; small GTPase binding
Source: RefSeq, a predicted model, not a curated record